GCGGCGGAGUAACUGGUCAGGAACGGACGGGGCUGUGGAGGAAUCCCAAAAACUUUUCCAACUCAGUAAAGUUCUCUUCCUUCGCUGGUUCAGCUCACUCGCAGCCUGCCACUGGACGGGUUAAGGACUUGGACGGGUUAAUAACUUCCGCGCUUCCUUGUCGUGUCUGUUGACGAUCAAGUAGAUGCAAACGGCUGAGUCGAAACGAGAGGAAAACUUCUGGAAUGAUGCACGAGCGACUGCAUCCCUCCCUCCUCCAAAGUUCAGUUAAGGUGGCUAACGUUAGCUAGCACAGGGGCUGCUUGCUAAGCGCGAUGCGAAACUUUUUUUAUUCACCAAAUCGAUUCGGAGUAAGCUCAGUUGUUGUAGAAAAAGACGCAUCAGUUUAAAACAUAGUCUAAAUGUGAAAGCUUUCAUCGUCCGUUUGCUAUGAUAGCCGGGGCCAGGGUUUAGUAUCAGGCUAAUCAGCUAGCUUAUUUUUUUAUCAGAACCUGAUGAAGUUGCCGAGAGGAAUAAUAACACGACACACCUCUUGUUUAUGAGCUCCGAUCAUGAAAGGAUCACAGCACUUUUAUGUUUCAUUAAACUUAGUUUAUGCUCUGACCUAACUGAGCAGCAGCAUCUGCAAAACUUGAGAUAUGAGGUGUCCACCGAGAUGACCACUGCAUGGUGAUUAAAACUCUGCAGUAAUGUGCUGACAAUGACAUUUCACUUUGGAAACAUUUUCAAGAAGUUGCUCUGAGUACUGUGGAUUUAUCUGGGCAGCUACACAAAAGCAGCCCAGUGCCACUCCUGUUUUUCUGCCAACUGUUUUUUAGUUUUUCUGUGCCUAAUCACAACCCUAAACCUGUCUGUGGUGCACUUUGCUAUUGGGAUCUUACCUCCUUUUCGUCUGUUACACUAUCUCGGAUAAAGCUGAGUGUUUCAUUAUGAAGGUGACAGUAACUUUUGGACAGACAGGUGUUGUUGUGCCCUGCAAGGAUGGAUGGACUGUUAGGGAUCUUAUCCAGCAAGCCACCCAGAGGUACAGAAAACUACUGGAGCAGGAGGGAGAUUUUGUCAUUCGAACCCAUCAUGUUGAGUACUGUGAUGGGGGUAUACUGGACCCUGAUGACAUCCUCAGUGAUUUGGUCGAGGACAAAGACAAGCUGAUGGCGGUGUAUGAGGAGCAGGAAGCCCAGCAGAGAGGUGUGGCUGACACGAGCCUGACCCCGAGCCCUGACCUCCACCAAGCUGAACUUUCUGUUUUCCAGCCAAUCACAGGAGGAGAGAUUGAAGUCAAUUCUUCAGCCCUCAAAUCUAACACACCCUUGCUGGUGAGGAGCAGCAGUGACUCAGCCCUCAACCCCCAAACAACAGAGACUGAACCCUCCUACAAUGAAGAUAGCACUGUGAUGGCAGCCGGUGCUGAAGUGGAGGGGCCUAGAGGGAUGGAACGAGCUCCAGUAAAAAACACCUUCAGUGGCAGUCUGACCAGAAUGGUGGAGACCCAGGGAGAGGACAAUCCUCUGGGUAUUCAUGUUGUUCCCUACUGCUCUUCACUCAGCGGACGGUCUCUUGGUCUGUAUAUUCGUGGUGUGGACGAAGAGAGCCGCUCAAGAAAGGAGGGCUUGUUUCAGGAGGAUGAGUGCAUUGUGAAAAUCAACAACACUGACCUCAUGGACAAGACAUUUAGCCAAUCUCAGGACAUUUUUCGUCAGGCGAUGCGGUCCCCACUUGUCCGUUUGGAAGUUGUGUCCUCGUCAAACAGAGAGAGAUAUGAGAAAGGUUUGAUCAGUCAGCUGUGUGUCAGCAGUACGGCUCCGAACAGCAGCCCUCGUGUCACCAAGGCCAAAGAUCCACCGCCACCAGUCAAAGCCAAACCUGCGUUUAAACCUCCCGAGAAUUCAACUCCAUGUCUUGUAGAAGAGACUCCUAUUCUUGAAGCAGUUGGUAGUCCAAAGGAGAGAGGUGAUAGCCCUCUGCACAGAAAAAGUCCGGCGCUCUCCAGCUUGGUGUCCAAUAAAAGAGGAGGGCGAAGGCUGCGGAUUGAUUUAAAGAAAGGUUCAGAAGGUCUUGGAUUUACUGUUGUAACCAGGGAUUCCUCAAUACGCGGCCUGGGUCCUAUUCUAGUCAAAAACAUUCUGCCACGAGGAGCUGCUGUCAAAGAUGGACGGCUUCAAUCUGGAGACCGCAUACUGGAGCUAAACGGUGUGGAUAUCACCGGGGUGGGCCAGGAGGAGCUGGUGUGUAUGCUCCGCAGCACUCGUCAAGGAGAGACUGUGUCCCUGGUGGUUUUACGGCAGGAUGAGAUGUUCCUGCCCAGAGAAAUGAAAGACGAGUUGUCUCGUUUGCGUGGCGUGGUUUUAGAGAACGGGAAGGAGCAGCUGAUGUUUGAGGUUCCCCUCAAUGACACUGGCUCGGCGGGACUUGGCGUCAGCCUGAAGGGAAACAAGUCCAGGGAGACGGGAGAGGAUCUGGGAAUUUUCAUCAAAUCCAUCAUUCAUGGAGGAGCUGCAUACAAGGACGGGCGGCUGCAUAUCAAUGAUCAGCUCAUCGCCGUAAAUGGAGAGUCACUGCUGGGACGCUCCAACCAUGCAGCCAUGGAGACACUCCGACGAUCGAUGUCGCAGGAAGGAAACGUUAGAGGGAUGAUUCAGUUGGUGGUGCUGAGGAAUUUAAAGGAUCAAUAUGAGGUGUCACCCAAUCGCUCCUUUGACAGUUCGUCUGGUGUACCAGGACUUAUCAGCCCAUUCAAAAGUCAGACAGGCUUCGUCAGUCAAGCCCCAGACUCUGUCCACCAUCCCACACAGGUGUCCAACCCCAUCUAUUCCUCCAGUGUGACCAAUGGGAGUUAUUUUCACAUGGACGAGGAGGAAGAUGAGGCAGUGCUGUACGGGCAAGAUGUGGAGAUCAGCAGCUCUAAUCAGCCCUUCUUCUUACAGGAAAGUGAAAGCUCUAAGGCCCAGCCUCAGUCUCCCACCCAGAACCAGUUCCAGCACAUCAAAGCCUCUAAAAGCAUGGACCUGGGUACGACUCAAAACCAGCAUCACACUGUGGCCGAUGAGAACAACAUUAGAUCCCUGGAUGGAAGCACUUCUGCUCCAUGUACGCCUGUCGAACUCGGACCAACUCUUGGUUUGAAGAAGUCCAGUUCGUUGGAGAGCCUCCAGACAGCCAUGUCAGAGGUCAACAAGAAAAACGAAAUGCUCCCUUUCCACCGCCCUCGCCCAAAUAUGGUCAGAGGACGAGGAUGCAAUGAGAGCUUCAGGGCAGCUAUCGAUAAAUCCUAUGAUGGCCCAGCUGAAGAUGAUGAUGAUGAAGGUUCAGAGUUGAGUUCAGGCCGUGACACUCCUGCCAGUAGUUCAUCCCGCCAGGGACUUGCUGACCAAACAGAAGAGAAAACCAAAAAAGAGAAGAAAAAGAAAGAGAAAACCAAGAAGAAGGAGAAGAAUAAAGGGAAAGGGAAAGAAAAGGAAAAGAAGAAAGCAGAAGAGACAGAGGAAACAGAAAAGAAGAGCAAGAAAAUAGGCUUUGCUCUUCUGAGGUUUGGAAAGAAGAAGGAGGCAAAGUCGGCUGUGCAACGACAAAAAUCAGACGUCCUGAGUGACCUGGAGCUUGAAAGGAUGAGAGAAGAGAGAGAAAGGAUUGAAGCUGUGCAUCCUGAGCUGCAGGAAAAACUGCCCAGAGACCAUCAGGGUGGCGGUGGUGGGGCAGCAUAUCCACACUUCGAGGAUGACGAUGCUGACCCAAACUAUGCCAGGAUACAGUCCUUCAGGGACAGAGAGAUGGGUUCAGGGCCACCGCCGCUGCCACAGUCACCUCUGUACAGUUCAGUUCAGCAUGCUCAUGCCCGCUCGCCUUCGCCACAGGGCCCUCCCAGCUUCCCAGGACAUGGGAAGCAUGUUAACGAUGCUGGAGUUCUCCCUGAUGAUGACCCCAUUGAUAGGCUGUAUGCCAAAGUCAACAAGCCUAGAGGUUCUGGAGCUACGUCACCACUCACUGCUUCCCCAGCACCUCCCAGUGACAGCAAUAUGGACCGCAUCCAGCUGCUAAGAAGAGAGUAUCAGCAAGCAAGGCGAGAAGGAAUGGUGCCGCCGUAUGAAGAACUGGACCUACGGCGCAGAGGUCACGACAGCGACCCACACAGGAUACCAGGCAGAGGCACUGAUCCCCGUCUGACUCCACGAUACGAGGAAGUGGAGCGCCAGUACGCGUCCUUACCAAGACGAGGACCAAUGGAUCCUGCUGACUACCCAAUGCAGUCAUGGUCGGGUCAUUACCCGGGUCCGCCACAAGCUCAGCCUGGGUACCCCCAGUCACCAACUUACUCUAACAUCAACUCCCAGUCUGGUCCGUCAUUCUCCAACUUCCUGCCUGGCCAGCCUUAUCAACAGCAGCCAAGAGACCCUCGAGGGAUUGAACCUGGUUACUACCCUCACCCCAGUUCCCAGCAGAGAGGACCUUUGCGGCAGGACGUGCCGCCAUCUCCUACUCCGCCACUGCGGGCACCGCGGUACGACACCAUGGCACGUGGAACUGUGGGUGGGGGUUACAGGCCCCAAAUGGAACCUAGCACUGACCAGUAUGGUUAUACUGGGAAUGUCGAAGGAGCGCAACGCCAAAACAACUCCAAACAGAGGACUGCUUUCACCACAAGAUCCACAGAGUGAAACAUGCAAAACCUACCAAACACCUGGCACCUUUUUCUGUUAUUAAUACCUUGAUGAAAACCAGCAAAUGUCUAUGGUGUGGCUGCUUGGUAUUUUAAAUUGCUUCGAAAAUAUUAUGUGUUAAAUGAUUACUUUGUACUUCACACAUAUUAAAGGUCUAAGUCAGUCAAAGACAUAAAAGAAACAAGAUCAGUUUAAAGCCGGCAUCUGAAGUCUCUGCUGGUCCUGAUGGUUCCUGUGCUUCUCCAAAGUAAUUCAACUGACAAAUUAGUGAAAACAAAACCAGUGCAACGAAUGUUAUCUACAGUAUACGAUGAUUAACACAGAAUAGACUCUUCAGUGUUAUUAGAUUUGUGCAUGAAACCAUUUCUGUUCUUUUGAAUGUGUCUGGAAGUAUUUGAUUCACUGUGAGGAGGAUGUACAUCAUGGAAAAUGGAAAAAAAAUGGUUCAAAAAUGUAUUGAUGCAUCAAUGAAAAUCACUUUAAAGCUUUAUUCCAUUAAUAACUGCUACUUGAUUUUGAAAAUCUAAAAUAUUCACACAUUACAUACAGCCCUGGCAAAAACUAAUCCCUCCAUACAAUAAUUUGUAGGAAUAAAUCAGUAGUCAUUUCUGUGUGACCACUUCAGUCUCUUUUCUUGUGGCAGAGGCAUGUGGUCUUCUGUUCAAGAUUAUUUUUAAUACAUGUAUCAAUGCACAGCUCCUUAAAUUCCAUCUAUUACCCAAAAUGCUUAUUCCCAGUGAGGUCACCAGGGGUGCCGAUGCCUAUCGCCAGCAGUCAACAGGCGAGAGGUGCGGUAUACCCUGGACAGGUUCACCAGUCCAUUGCAGCGCUCCUUAAGGGUCCCUUCACAGCAUUUAGAUUAGAUUGAGUUCUGGACUUUGACUGGGCCAUAGUGACAUUUUGAAUUUCUUACUUUUUGAGCCAUUCUUCUGUAGUUAUACUCCAGUGCUUUGGACCCAGUUUUGCAAGGUGAGUCAUUAAUAUUGCCAAUGUGGACUCACAUUUUACUGUAUGCAAAGACCAAUAUUCGAGAAGUUGUGUUGUCCAACCAGAUGCAACUUUGGAAACCUAAGUCAAGCUGCUUUUUACUUUCAUGGAACAGAAACUUUCCCUUUUUGAAUCCAUUACAAACAUCCAUACUUUUUCAAACUUGUGUAAUGUUACAUUAAAUAUGCCAAUCUGUGGAUUUGUGCAGCAUCAUAGGGCCUUACAGGGGUUUAACUUGUUGGAAUGCCCAUUACAGGGAAGUCUGGCUGCCACCUUAAAUAUUUUUACACUUGUACAUAACCUUUCUAAAUAUAGAAUAAUAAACUUUUUAAAAUUUAGCCUUGGAGCUCUUUCCAGAUUGAUGCAGUUGCUUCAAUAAAUGUCUUUUCACCUUGGCAUUGCCUAACUGUCAAAACAUACAUUUUUCUGAUGAUCAAGUGAUAAAAUGUAUUUGAUCAUCAGCAACUCAGUGAUAAUUUCUACUAAAUCCUCUUAAAGUGUACUUAGUUUUUCACAUGCCUAUAUUGACAGUCGAGGAAAGAUUUCUAUCAAGCUGAAAGUAUCUUCAAAAUAAUUGUUUUGUGUGUGGGCGUUGCCAGAGCGUUUUUUUUUUUUUUUUUUUUUUUUUUGCCAGUGAGCCAUUUCCUUAACUUGACUUUUAAUUUUUUCAAUUCCUUUUGAUUUUCUUUAUGACUCCUGAAGUUACAUCACAGUAAUGCGCUAUAUGAAAUCUGUCACUGUGUAAUGAUAUGCUUUUAAUAACAUUGCAUUUUUUCAUUUUUAAUAAUGAUAUUUCUGUCAGUCAACUUGAGUUUAAUUACUUUUCUGGCACGGAAUUAGAUAAGAUCCAAAUGGGAAACUUUAUGACUCCAGCUCAGUGUUAAACUUAGUAAUAUUUCAUAUCAGAUAAAAAUAUUAAUAAUCAGCUAAAUCUCAAAUUUGACAUUUGCAUCCACCUCUGAUGAUAUUAGCUGAUCUGGACCUUCACUAACUUUAUUUAAACCAACUCCUACUUGAAUGUUUGAUGAAAUCUGAUGUUUUUCUAUCAGUAUCUCUUGUCUUGCAUGUACAGACUGGUAGUAAAACUGCACGACAAACUGCUUUUAGUUUCAUUUCACACCUGCGUCCAAAUAUCUGCGUUCUGCCACUGCAUUAAGAUCAAGCCAACCCUAUUUGUAGUGUGUUUUUACGGAGUUGAUACAGAGCUCGGUCUCUUAGUCACACUGAACUGUUGAUUUACUGUUAGUCAAGAAAAACAUUUAUGUUUCACACCACUCCACUCAGCAGUAUUAACUUCAAUUGAUACUAAAUGUUUUUAUGUAUGUUGGAUUAUGUAAAAGACUGAGGAUUAAGUGAAUGUUCAGAGAAGGUUACUAUAAAUCUUGAAAAAUAAUAAAUUUUUUCAUACAAAUAUAGAUUUAAUUACAUUUUCUGGAUACGUGUUUGACAGAUGUAUAAGGUUUAGAAUAAGAAAGAAAGUGAAAGAAGGAAAAGAGGAGGUAAAAGAUUUUUGGAAACUGAUGAGUAAAAACUGAAAAGUGAGAAAUAGAAGUGAUGGUAGAAAAACAGAAGGAAGUCAAAGGUCAUCUCACACACUCGUCAUUUUGUACUUUUGCUGAGGGGUUUUUCUUCCCAUUUUUGUUUCCAAAUAAGUCCCUCUGUGUUAUUGUGACUUAGUAAGCUCUAUUUCAUUGGAGUUCACAGAAACCACAAUCAGUAAACAUAGAGUGUGAUCAAAAAAUAUAAAGUAAAUAAUAUUCAGUUCAAACAUAUGUGCGACUUGAUUAUUUUUAUGGUUAUUUAUCCUCAUGAUUCAUCAAAAUCAUAAAUAAACAAACUGACAUGCUGUGGUAAAAUACACGAUUACAAAAUGUUUUGUUUACUGGUUAGGAAUACAACAUGUUGGUACGAAAUGGGUUUGUGAGUUGCUGAAGAGGCGUUUUGACCCAGAGUCUCUACAAAGUAAGGAAGUUGUGGGAUAAUGAAUGAAAACAAACAUUUUUUCUGAAGAUGUGUUGCAGAAGUGAGGCUCUGCAGUUUGAAGGUAGAAAUUUUGUGAAAAGAGAUCGCUUGGUUUAGUCUUUCAAUUUUGACAAAAGUCUAAAAAAAAAUCCUGAAAGUAAAAUUGUUAGUAUUUUGUUGAAAGAACAGCAGUGAAAUGUUUAGUUUUAGCUUUUAUGAUAACGUUGCAGUUUUAUUCUGAAGAAGACAACACAAUACUGACAUUUUUUGUGUGAUUAUUGGUUUUUUUUUGUUUGUUUUUUUCAGUUUUAAUAUUUAAACAGCACCUGCUGUAGAUUAAACUGUUAUUCUCUAACCCGAUAGGCCGUCGAAGCAAACAUGUCCAUAAUGUAGUUUUUCACACCAGGAUAAAAUUGGACACAAAGUCAAAUAACAAUGGAAAAAUGUUUCCAAUUCUAGACUUUAUUGCUCAGUACAUUUUCUGCAAGAGGUUAAAUAAGAAACUUAAUGUUGUUUUUCAUUGAUUUAUAUUUAACUUUAUUCAUUUCUAACUUGCCAUAUCACAACUUCAGCUUUUUUGUUUUGUUUGUUGCCAUUUUGUAAUUUAAAUUUUCCAGUUUAUGGCUGGGAUCCCAUAAAUAAAUGCAUUAACUGGAAGCCAUCUUGAUUUAUAAAGUGUAUCCAUUAAAGACUCAGUAAGUUCAGAUGAGAAAAUCAUUGUAAAACAGCCUGUUACAAACCCAAUCAAUGCAGAAACCAACUUCAGCCUAAUGUAACAUCAUCAUUUCUGAAAUAUGCUCAUAAUAAAACCUCUCAACACACUCUAACAUGAAUCUUUUGUUUAAAAAUGUCCACAAAUUGACAAAAACUGUACAAUAGAUUGAGCAUAAGACAGGAAAAAUAAAGGUUUCCUCAGCUCUAACUGCCUAAUAAACUUUGUGGACUUUAGUGAAUCCAGAUGUGAUAUUAAAGUGUAUUUCUGUUGUUCAUUUUAUACUAGCACGCACUUCACAUAUACGUAACUCUUCACAAGCAUUUUAUUUCUAUUGUUUCUGUGUAAUGGUAUUGAAUGUUCAUGGAUUUAAGCAGAGCCACAGGCUGUUUGGGAAAUGUUGCUGUUAAAUCAAGAUGUGCUGCAAACUCAGUUCAUGCUGUGUUGAGUUUAACACCAAAAGUCAAAAGUUCAAUCAUUGCACCGAGUGUUUCUCAAUUUUGGUAAUGCACAAAACCAAACAAGGAGUUUGCAAGAACAGAUCAAGCAUCCUGUCUGGCUCUUGAAAACAUGAGUUGCACAAGUUGAAGGUACUAGCUUCGGUUUUACAUUGUGAAGGGUUCUGGUACUUCUGGUUUUGCCUUUACAGGGACCGGUGCAUGAAGGAACCAUUUUAAUAACCUCUUUUCUUAGACGUAUAACAAUUUCUUUAUUACACAGCUUUGUAUCUCAAAAUCUCAAAUCUCAUUUUAUGAUGUUGCAACAAGUUCAUUUCUGUUUUAUCAGCAUUUUUACAUUUAUGUGCAUAUCAUCUUUUUGCAAUAAAAUAUACUUUAU
This is a messenger RNA of Poeciliopsis prolifica (blackstripe livebearer), 9153 nucleotides long. Its product is annotated as partitioning defective 3 homolog B-like. Gene Ontology annotation, biological process: establishment of cell polarity; intracellular protein localization; cell adhesion. The coding region runs from base 930 to 4652 and encodes 1240 amino acids. Gene Ontology annotation, cellular component: apical junction complex; adherens junction; cell cortex. The record is from RefSeq and is a predicted model, not a curated record. The transcript has 26 exons. Lineage: Eukaryota; Metazoa; Chordata; Actinopteri; Cyprinodontiformes; Poeciliidae. Gene Ontology annotation, molecular function: phosphatidylinositol binding; protein binding.